ACUAGCUCACAGGUAGACAGUGCUGAACUGAAGUCAGUGUUCAGGGUCUGCUGAGGGAUGACAAAACAGGAUUCAUUCUCCUAUUAUUGUGGCUGAUAUUUAAAUAUUGUAAAAGGACAUAUUUUUAAGUCUUUAUCUUCUAACUUUGCUGGCUGAUAAACAUGCUGAAGGUGCUGGAUGUUAUUCACCGGAAAAUAACCCUCAACUAUGACUAAACAGGGUGAUCCCUAAGCAAAAAGAGUCUGAACCUGCUGAGGUUUGGCUGCUCGGUUAAGUUUCUCCUGAACAAGAAAAGCUCCAUCUUGCCAGUGAACUGAGCCACACACUACUUCAGACCAGUGUAACCAGUGGGCCUUCAACCUGCCUCAUUUAUGCCAGGAGCAAACCCACUGAUUCAAGCUCCUCAAGCUCCAAAACUCACUCCAAAGUCUGCAGUCUGCGUCAUAUGUGCACAGCUUGGUUGAUAAACAUCUUCACAUGCAUCAGCACGCUCACCAGCAUGCCUUCACACCCAUCCUGCACCAAUCCAUGACCAUCCAACCUGCUCCAAUGGGAACUCAGGACAGUAGCUUCAUCACACACCCUCCCAGAGCAACGAGGCCCUCUGCCUUUCACAGCGCAACACAGAAGCCCUACAGAUCAACGAAACGAAGGAGAUGGGGCACAGCCCAUGUCACCAUUGCAUGGAAGAUUUAUUACCACGAACAACUCAAGAAAAUGCAGCAAAAAACCAACAGUCUCCAUCGAGAACUGACACCUGAGUAUCCGGCCACCAGUCUACCUGACACAGAACAACAUAAGGAAUCAGACCAGCCCUCCAGCACCCACCCAAAUAUAGACUCUCAAUGUGGACACUCGGCAUAUACUGCAGUCAGGAGUGAAACAGAAAAAACAGCAGAAAACAUAAGCCGCUUGGACAGACGUCAUCCCCCUGACCUUUCCACAUCUUCACCAGUGGCUUUCCACAGCCGUACAGCCAAAAGGGAGAAACUGGAACGGCGCCCGAACCUGCACUGGAAAGAGAAACUUGAUGAAAAGAAGAAACCGGGCAGGCAACAAGUUGAAACAACAAAGGAUUUACCUCUAAAAGACAAAUCUCGGGAUCGAACGGCGACUCUUGAACUUGACGGCAGACACAGCGGCUCCCUUGACAGGAAAAGGCAGCCAGAGAGUGACAGCUCCGUUAAAGUGAAGAGGGCGAAGCAGGAAAUUGUAGAGGACCAGUUUGAUUCUUCGAAGACUUUGCACACUGAUCCAUCGCCAUUCAGUACAACUCACGCACUUCCAUCUUUACACACCAUGCCAGCGCAACACAUACACAUAAGUGAUUCAUCCGUCCUGUAUCCUAACAGCAGUAGAUGUAAUGUUACCAAAACACCCCAGAGACUCAUCUCUUAUCCAGGAGAUGAAAUGCAUCCCUACCAAACCGCUUCAUGGGAGCCAGUGUGGGAUGCUCACAAGAGAAUGGAUCUCCACUCUAGACAAUACACCCUAACAGACUAUUCUUUGAAUACCUGCAAAGCGGUCAGGAUACCUCAUGUAGCAAAGAGGCAAAAAGAGGCUUUUCAAGGUUUCUUUACACCACCUCUUUAUUUCCCUUGUGCUUUGAGACAGCAGAAGGUAAUUUACCUUAGAGGGAGGGAGUUUCUACACUCACCCCACGAGAACUAUCACCUCCACCAUCCUGGCUAUCUGGCAACAUCCUACCUGGGGCCCUGAGUCUCCAGUAGGGAUGCAACGAUUAUCGAUUUUGCUCUAAUCUUCUUCUCAGGGUAUGGAAUGGAGCACAAAGAAUGACACGUGACUGACAUUGAUUUGCUCAAAAAAUAGCAAUUUGCUGACCAAGUUUGUCAAAACUGUUUGAGGUAAUAGCAAAAGAUUAAUUACGCAGCCCAUUUCCCCCCUUCAGAAAGAAAAUUGUGGUGUUUUUAUUUGAAUAUGUUUUUUAUAAUUGAUGAUAUGUAUGUUUACAAUGGACUCAUGACUUUUUGGGAUCAUUUAUUGUGUUAUGGACUGAAGCUUUUUGCCCAUUGUCUUAAGGACUUUGGAGAGCACAGAUGACGAGAGAUAUUUCUCCUCCAUGAGAAAUUAAUGGACAAAUCAAGGACAAACUAUCAAAUUUUUUCUUCUUCCUUGUUUUCACACCUAGACAUUGCCCAGAAAUGAAAACACCAAUAUGACUUUUUGUAAGGAAGUGUGUCGGCUUGUCACAGCCGUUUUAUUCACAGGUGAAAGCAGCCUCCAGAUUCCUGCUGAUGGAGACUGUCAUACAGCCAGAUGACUUUAGCUGUUCAAGGAAAUCCAGGUCCAGGUGGACAGAUUCAUAGUGCCUACAGGAACCCAGUUCGUCUGACCAGACGCUGACGGAGAGCAUGGAGCAUCACUGCUGCUGAAUUCCUGCGGUGGUUUCCUGACAGAGCAUGGAGACUGGAGUCCCUGCUGAAGCACCGGGAAAGCUAAGGAUGGCUUUUUCCUACAGUCUGGAGCAGGCAGCACACACAGCCGGUCCACCUUCAUGUUUCAGAAACAGGAGGGAUAAGGAGGGAGAGGCCAGUGAUGACAUCCACAGGUGUCAGACAUGGUUUACCAAUGCCAACAAGGGGAGCGAGGAGAAUUGGGUCAGCAGUAAAUCCACAAGGAGACCCUGGGCUCCCCUCUGAUCUGUCACCUUCCAGUCAACUGGUAAAGGGCCAGAAUGUUCAGCCAAAUCUUCGGACAGAAAGGAUGAGGGCAUUUUUUACAGCAACUGCAGCCAAGCUAGGCGCACAAAUGUGACGUCAAGAGUGCGCCAUAGGCUGCUAAGGUUUUUGGUGACGUUGCCGCCUGAUGCUGGGUGCAUGAGAAUGAACCAGCAGCAAUCUGAGAUUUUGUCCCCAGAGACUUUCUUUCCAUUGGACAAAAUUGAACAUGAAACUUUCAAAAAUCUGGACUUCAGAUUCCCCAUACUGCAGCUUUUGCAACAAUGGACAUUGCUGUCAGCUGCUCUCUGUGCUUUCACAUAGCUUACACCAUUAACCCAUAUUUGCUAUUGAAUAGAUUCAACCCAUCUGAUUGCAUUACAGAUUUGAAGACUAGUUAUUACUUGUGCAGUAUUUGAAGUGCAGUGUGGAAAGUUGAAUUUGGUUUUGAUUUCGAAGAGGUUUUCCCUUCCAUUGUCUUUACCUGGUCAACAGCUUUAAUAUCUUCUGAUUUAAUUACGUGUAUCUGUUUUUGCUUCAAUAGAAUCCUAGACACAAAUCACUGAAAGUAAAACCAGCUAACAUAUUUUGUUAAGAGAAAUAACCUCCUUGAUGAGGAGUCAGAUGAUGAGGUCAGAGGACAUGAAUUUCUUAUAUAGAUUACGAUUUAGUUCUUACAACUUUGCUAAUGUCUACUUUUUUGUUCACACCGUUUUAAGGUGUGAAGGGGUGGACUGUUAGGUUGUAAAAAGUUAAAACCAUGCUUAUAUUUUGAAAACAUUGUUUAAUGGGGCCUGCAGCUAAAUCUAAUCAAGUAACUACACUAAUCAGCAUUUGUCUGGCUCACACCUUCUCUAGCUUCUAGAGAAUCAGAAGAGGUCAUAUCAAUCCUUUAGCAUACAGGAGAAAGCUCCUUGUCUCCACACAUGGAGAUCUAUUGUAUCUGUUUUGGGGGAGCCACCCUCUGUUGGGCCAGACUUGUUUAGAACAAAGAAAAUGUGUAUCUCUGUAAACUUGAAUAUAAUCAGCACUACCAAGAUAAAUGACCUUUGUCUGUGACCUGUAGUAAACUUGAAAGUCAGAGGUGUGUCCUUAACCUGAGAGAGAGGAAUAAAUGUGGGAUCAGGAGAAAGAUUCGGGGCUUCAAUCUGUGACCCCGCAGGGGGAAGCAUUUGAAGACCGCUGUUUACAGUGUAUUGUUUUGUCAUGUCGCAUGGCUGCUAACUGUGUCCCCACAAGGGGAAGCAUGUC
Perca fluviatilis (European perch) is the source of this 3929-nucleotide messenger RNA. RefSeq lists its product as uncharacterized. The transcript is spliced from 7 exons. Lineage: Eukaryota; Metazoa; Chordata; Actinopteri; Perciformes; Percidae. The coding region runs from base 478 to 1719 and encodes 413 amino acids. The record is from RefSeq and is a predicted model, not a curated record.